AUGCACAUCUCUUCAGACCGUGAGCAGCUCGAUACGGGACUGCAGCCAGAUAGUGCCGACCGAGGCAGCGAGCUCUACCGUCAGCGCCGUCUAAAGCGCAGCUAUCACCUCAUGAACAGCCAGGACGACGCUUUUAUCUCCCCUUGUGGCGAACAGCAGCCGCAGCAGCAACAAUUACUUUGCAAAUACAAGUCCGGCAAGUGCUCCAAUCCCCGUGCCACUAAGCGCAAUGGACAGCUGCAUACCCUAUGCCACUUCCAUCGGGACCGCCAGAACGAGCACCAGCGUAAAAGUGACCGCAAGCAUCGCAUGGUGAGUGUCGCUCGGCGUGCCAAGCUCGGCAGUAUUGGCGUCGGCAGCGACAGCGCUCGCCGACAUUGUCUUCAUUCCAUCACGUCAUUGGAGGCAGCUUUCCCCAACGGAUCCUCUGUCUUGCCAUUAAAUCGACUUGGGUACGACUCGAACGCAUCAGACGCUUUGAGGAAUGUGCAAUAUGCUGCAGGAAGUGUGCAUAACGGUCAAGGAGGAGAAGGAUUAGUGCCGCUACCCGCAGCAACGAUGCGUUUACCGCCCAUUAGCUUCCUCAUGCCUGGCAAACUCGAUGGCUAUCGCGCAACUAGCACAUCCGCGCUCACCUUGUCACCUAGUGGCUUUAUUACCGAUCGUGUCAAUACAGGCAAGACAGCAUGA
Molecule: messenger RNA, 690 nt
Organism: Peronospora belbahrii
Lineage: Eukaryota; Oomycota; Peronosporomycetes; Peronosporales; Peronosporaceae
Source: the annotation of a GenBank genome assembly